Molecule: messenger RNA, 2548 nt
Organism: Theileria parva strain Muguga
Lineage: Eukaryota; Apicomplexa; Aconoidasida; Piroplasmida; Theileriidae
Product: Gaa1-like GPI transamidase domain protein
Exons: 2
Coding region: 86-2548 (820 amino acids)
Biological process (GO): attachment of GPI anchor to protein
Cellular component (GO): membrane; GPI-anchor transamidase complex
Source: RefSeq, a predicted model, not a curated record
UUAUUAACAAUAUUAAAAAAUGAAUAAUUUUGAAAUUUUUAAUGUAAUUUUGUUAAUAACUUGAGUAAGUUAAAAGAGUGUUAACAUGUCGUUAACGUCAAAGAAGUUCAUUUUCCUAAGGAGAUUCCUCAGGAAAACUAUUAUUCCCGCCAGUAAUGUGUUGUUUGUGUUGGUAUUGUUUGGGAUAAUAUUCUUGGAUCACUUUAGCUAUAAUACUUCGGUACAGGAACACGGCUACCUUAACCGCUACUCACUCAAUGAGCUUACAACUUCUGAAAUUAAUCAAAUGUACACCACCAAACAGGAUUUAAUCAGACAGGAAUUAAGUAAAUCUGACACAGCCAAGUUCAGUAAAAAUAAAAUAAAUCGUAUCCUAAAGCUGGGAAAAUCAACUAAACCGAAUUCUCAAUCUCAGUACUACUCACAGAAAAAUCAUUACUCACAUCAUACCAACCGUAAUACUGAUAAUAGUACUAAGGAUGGUAGGGAUGGUAGUACUGAGGACCUGGGUGAAAGAUACUCAUAUUGGUCCUCCGAACCUCAUAAUGACACACCUGAAAUAUUUAUAACUCUAACCAACUUAUUGUCGAACAUCAAUAAUAUUGAAAUUGGAUUCAACAAGUUUUUACUCCCCCUGCCCACUGUUAAUAUCACUAACCACGGUAGUACCCACAGUAGUAACAGUACACUUCAUAGAAUAUCUGGACAUAGUGUAUUAUUCCGUCUGAAUUGUUUAAGAUGUAUGCCAAGAGGUGCUACACUGUUAAUAGCUACUGUGAAUGCUGAGAACUAUAAAUCUGACGUAACAAGUGUAACACUUGCGAUCGCAGCAUUGAGACACUUAUCAAGUGCUAAAUAUCUGUCACAGAAUAUACUACUGCUCGUGACUAUGAGAUUACCGUUUUCAGCUGGUACAAGACAAUUCCUGCACGAUUACUAUACCAGUCCAUACUUCCAGUACAGAUCUGGUACUAUCCACAACGCUAUGGUAUUGGAUUUAGGAACAAAUAAUUGCUCAUCAUAUUUGAUAUCUUAUGAAGGAAUUGACGGCUGGUUACCAAAUCAAGACAUUGUGAAUAUAUUCGUAGAAAUUUGUACCGUCGAGGGUCUUACAGUUAGUGUCAGAAGUAUGUGGAAUACCAUCUUCAGAAUGGCCGUUAACGUAGAUAGGACCAGAUCUCACAUUUCUCUUCUAGAGAGGAAUAUUAACUCGUUUUCCUUAAUAUGUAAACAUACUACCGAUAGUGACAUUGCGGUGAGAAAUUCGGAGGAGUUGUUACUCAAAUCCCUCGUGCUGGUAAUGAGGAAUAUGAAUAACUUGGACACUGUGCUGGAGAGAUCGUUUAAUUUCUAUUACUUUGUGACUACAAAUUCUUUCAUUUCAAUUUCAAUUUAUAGCCUUGUGGUACCACUACUCUUCAUCAGACCCAUAGUAAAGUUGUUGCUGGAUCCCUUUUUUGAUAACUUGCCAAUGAUCCUGGGUGUGCUAUUAGUGUUUUGUAAUAUAUUUGUGGGAUCAAUUCCAGCGUAUCUUAUGUUACUAAGAGUGGUCAGGAGUGCCAGUAACCCACCCCAGUCAUACACUUUUGAUCAGGUUAGACUAGCACUACUACUACUUGUGGUAUCUUAUGUUGUCAUAUUUUUGUUUAAUUCGUUAUUAUUUUACAAGACGAGUAACUUAUUUGGCGAUGACUACGGGGGCGUAGACUACAUUUCCAAGGAUUUACUGUUAUCUAGGGUUAAUAAUGUAAAUUUAAAAAAGUUUAAACUUAAACAAAUAUUACUAAAUAUCAAACGUAAACUUAAAUUCGUCAGGAAAAGUGACUCUGCGGAGACUAUGGAGACUACUAGGGAAACCGUGGAGAAUCCUGAGGGCACAAUGGACAGUAAGGUGGAGAAUAGAGUGAAUGAAGAGGUAACGUCAGUGAUGGGGAUGGGAUAUUAUUGGUAUAUAAUGAGAUUACCGGACCGUUUACCGAGUAUAGAAUUGUUUCUAUUAUAUGCAAUUUACUUUGUAUCUUUAUCAUUUCUCCUGGGAUUAUCAGUGUUGAACUGGGCUCUGUCAUUUUUACUCUCACUAGUCUUACUAGUGCCACUGAAUGUCAUCAGUGUCCGUAGUCUGCUGAUGAGUAAAGUGACUUCAUGUGUUAGCACUGUUUAUUUUAUGCUAUUUACAGUAUUUUUCUACCCGUUUGAGGGUAAAAUGAAGAUUGUCCGAGCGUUUUUAUUUGAAAAUUUUCGAAAAAUUUUUAAGCUACUGGGACACUUGCUCGGGUCAAAUGUUUUCAAAAAUUACAAACUAAUUAUGGAUUUAAGUGGCAAGUUGUUGUAUAUUUCGGAUCACGUAUUUGGAGGUAAAACACGGUGGAUAAACUCUAGAGGUGAUUUAUUCCUAUUAAGGAAGAUUUAUUCGGCUUCGGAAAAUCACAUACUCUUUGGAUCUUAUAAUAUUAUUAUUCUGCUCUUUAUGUUUGGAAUAAUCGCACACAUUCUCUUUUUAAACCUCCUUCUACUCGUUAAAAAGAAAAAUAAAGUUAAACUAGAUUAA